CCGGCUCCCACGGGCGCGGCAACAACCGGACGCGAGGUGCAAGUACAGGCCGAGCGGCAGGGUGUUCCAAUCCUCAAAUCCGGCGGCGUCUGCGCGGUCCCAGUCUGCCUUCUUUAUUUGUACUGCGUUGAGAAAAGGCCAGAGCUCUAGCCUAGUGGUUAAGGAGGCAGAGCCCAAGAGUCCAGCUGCAGCUCGAAUCCAGCCCUGGCAACUUCAGAGACACUGGUGCAUGUGCAUGCAUGUCCCCAGAUCCCAACAGGACAGACAAAUGGAGGAAGGGGGAUUGUGUCACGCCUCACGGGUGCUUUCGCCCUCUGGUUUUUAUUUUAGAGAAGUGAAGUUCCGCAGUUCCCUCUCCUGGCCCCGGUCGUCCUCUGCCCUCCCCAGAGGACGCGGCUCCCUUCAGAAUCAAGGACUGGCCGGCAGAGUGGGUAGCGCCGUGGAGACCCCGGGACGCGGGGCCGUGUGCACCGGCCCUUUCAGCACGCCAGUGGGCACGUCCGUGUCGCGCUCAGGCCCCACUCCGCCACCGCAGGCCAGAGCGGCGGGAUGGCGGACACGGUGCUAGGCGUGGGCACCGGCGUAUUCGUCCUGGCGCUGCUGUGGGUGUUCGUGCUGCUCCUCUGCACGCUGCUGGCCGGAGCCUCGGGGGUGGCCAGGCUCGCCGCCAUCCUCGCAGCCCUGGGUGCCCUGGCCGUCACGGCGGUGCUGCUGCUGCUCCCCCGGGCGGGCGCCCUCCCAGCCCCCGAGGCCGAAGUGAAGGUGGUGGAUACCCUGUUCGUCGGCCGCUGUGUCCUGCUGGCCUUCCUCAGUGCCGUCUUCCUCGGAGGCCUCUUCCUGGUCCUGGUUCAUCAUGGCCUGGAGCCCGUCUAUGCCAAACCUCUGCGGUCCUGCUGAGCACGCUCAGGGAAGCCACACGGUGCCCCACCAGGCGGGACCGGACGCCACCAUUCCCGCCUCAUCCCACAGCCCUGGGCUCUGGGUCACAGGGGCACCACCCACCGCCAGGUCACGGGUCCUGGCUCAUCCCAGUGGUGACUCCUGCCUGCCUACGAGGGGGCUAAUGUGUCCACACCUGCCCCGGUGCAUCUGCUGCGAGAGGGCCAGUGCAGGGACCUGCGGGGUCAGCUCCGGGUUGCUGGGGGGCACCGUGGCAUCUGCUCUGGGUGGCAGAGUCUGGUCCUCAGGCAGCGGGCGCCACUCCCAGGUGUGGGCCGGAUGGUGUGGAGCAGCCAGGCGCACACCGAAUGUCAGGUAAUUCGGAAGACUCCUCCAGGUGCCGGGACUGAGCCCAGAGCCCCACAAGGAAGGGUGUUACGUCUGCGAGAGCCAGACGCAGCCACGGCACCCUUGCCUGCUCUGGCCACGGCGCUUGCACUCCAGUGUCAGUGCUCCACGCGUGCUCGGGCCGGGGAAAGGCAUGGGGGUCACGUGCUGCCGCCGUGCCAGUGUCUUUUGUCCAGGAUCUGGGCCUCAGUGAGCGCGGGGUCCUGUCCAGCCUCGCAGCCGGCGAGGAGCGCAUGUCUGCACCUCCUCCCGCCUGGGCACCCAGCAUGCAGACGUGGAAGACGCCUGCUCCGCGCGUCCCAGUGUAGAGACCCCUCCUCUGAGGGAAGGUCUGGGCUAAGCUGGAGGGUCCACCACUGACCAGCACACCGGCCUCUUCCAGACAGCGACAGCCCCCACCUUAAAGCAGAAAAUGCAGGACUCGUGCAGGCGAGUGAGUGCCCACGUCACUAAACGGCUGGUGUGCAGAGCCUGGGGUGGCCAGGUCAGGGCCAUGUCCCCUCCUCUGUCUUCUAGUCCCUAUCAUGGGUCUGGCACCCUGAACUUCAGCCGCAGGUGGCCCUGGCUGUGGGGCAGGUGGUCACCCCGCCUUUUAGCUGUGCCCCUGGGUCUCACUCCCUGUGGGAAAGCCUAUAUAAGAACACC
Molecule: messenger RNA, 1932 nt
Organism: Tupaia belangeri chinensis (Chinese tree shrew)
Lineage: Eukaryota; Metazoa; Chordata; Mammalia; Scandentia; Tupaiidae
Gene: TMEM218
Product: transmembrane protein 218
Exons: 7
Coding region: 550-897 (115 amino acids)
Source: RefSeq, a predicted model, not a curated record